AUGUUAACAAAAGCAAAGAGUAUUGCUAAAGGAAAAGCAAAGGUUGAUAAACUAAAAUCAGAAAUACCUAUAUGUGCGGUGUAUGGUAUCCCGUGUGAAUGUGGUGCAUGGUAUGUGGGAGAAACAGGAGACCAUAUGACCCGUUUAAAUCAACAUCAAACUCUCGUUGAUACAGCAUUAGUAGAUCCAGAUAAAACUAAGUCAUCUGAAUUGGCUCAACAUAGCAUCUCUAGUGACAAUUGCAACAUUCGGUUUGAAUCGUCCGUCACCUAUGACGAAGAACGAAAGAAAUAUAGAAGCAAGAGGCUAGAAUCAGUUUAUACAUUGGCUAAUAACGGGUAUAAUAACAAACAGACAAUAUGCACUCAAUGGUUGCCCACAAUUAAAUCAUGGAUUAAGAAAAAUUCGGGAACAGAUUUUGUCAGAUCAGAGCCACUGAUGUCCGACGGAGCUAUAGCUCAUAAUCUUAGACCUAGGAAAGGUGGACAAGUGAUCAAAAAAUGA
This is a messenger RNA of Didymodactylos carnosus, 504 nucleotides long. Lineage: Eukaryota; Metazoa; Rotifera; Eurotatoria; Philodinida; Philodinidae. The record is from the annotation of a GenBank genome assembly.